CAGCAAAAAAGGGAAGUAGACUUGGCGGCGGCUCGUAAACCGCACGGCGAGGGCAGCUUGUUCUGGCGGUGUCCAACCCGCGCAGCCGCCCCGCGCAGCCCAGAAGAGCAGCCCCGCGCAUUUUGAGCGGCCGCCCACGAUGCCCGCGACGCCCCCACCGGCCCCACCGCGCCCACCGCCACUUCUGCGUCGGCGCGCGCCACCGCCGUGCGCCUCAGCGUCCAGAAAUAAUCGCCCCGGUCGCCGCGAUCGCCGCCACGCGCCUGAGCGUCCGAAGAUAAUAGCCCCCGUCGCCGCCCUCGCCUCAACGCGCCAGCCGCGCGUCCGCGAGGUGGUUUCACUGACGCGGCGACGCCCCCGCAUUCACUGACGCGGCGACGCCCCCGCAUUCACUGACGCGGCGACGCCCCCGCAUUCAGUGACGCGGCGACGCCCCCGCAGGCACGCCCGUCAGCGCGCGGCGAAGCUCUUCGUCGCCAAGGCCGCGGCCCUCGACUCCUACGAGGUCGUCGGCGCGCUCCUCGUCGCGCACGCCAACGCCAAGAAGGCCGCGACUCCGCGCAAGCUCGAGGCCCUCCUCCAGAAGAACGAGCUCUCGCUCGCGGCGGCGCGGGCCCUGGAGGCCCUCGCCGAGGCCGCCGUCGGGCCCCAGGCCGUGCGGGCCAACGGCGUCGGCUUCUCGCUCACGGCGGCGACGCGCGGCCCGGGCGGCCUCUUCGCGCUCGCGCGGCGCUACCUCUGCGGCAAGAAGCAGUUCUCGCUCUACCUCGACUUCGUCGAGGCCUUCGCGCCGGCCCACCUCGUGCGCCGCACGCGCCGGCGUCCUUCCUUCCGCGCCGUCGACGCGACCGCGGCUCGACGGCGCCGCCGACUCACCGCGUCCGCGCACAGGGACGCGCGUCGCCGACGGCCGCGGUUUUGUGGGCGAGGUCGCGACGCUCGCCGCGGACCCGACGUCCCUCCUGAUCGUGGCGGCGCGCCGCGCCGUCGGCCGCGCGCGCGGCCUCGUGGCCUACCCGCAGCUCGUCUCGUUGAAGGUCGGCGCCUGGACGCUCGCGACGCACGACGGCUCGCGCCCGGUCGCCGACGUCCUCGGCUCCUGCGACGGCGUCGUCGUGGACGUGCUGGGCGACGUGAAGGAGGUCCCGAAAGAGUCCGGCGCGGUCCUGGCGGCGGCGUCGGCGCGCCUCGCGGCGCUCGCGGCGCCCAAGAAGCGCGUGCCGCCGAUCGCGGCGGCCGGCGUUGAUGAUGAAGACUUCCCCUUCGUGUCGCCGUCGCCGACGCACCGCGUGCUCCCCGGGUUCGAGGCGCCCGCGCGGCCCAAGAAGCAGGAUUUUGACGGUGGCGACGCCCUCGCGGCGCUCGUGUCGCCGCCGUCGGACGCCCGGCCCGCGCCGGCGUUCGCGUGACAUGCCGCCCGCGGUGGACGCCCGCGCGUCCCGCACCCCCUUGCAUGCAACCCCCCCUUAGUAAACGGCAGUGCCUAA
Pelagomonas calceolata is the source of this 1487-nucleotide messenger RNA. The record is from the annotation of a GenBank genome assembly. Lineage: Eukaryota; Pelagophyceae; Pelagomonadales; Pelagomonadaceae.